Molecule: messenger RNA, 1317 nt
Organism: Drosophila elegans
Lineage: Eukaryota; Metazoa; Arthropoda; Insecta; Diptera; Drosophilidae
Exons: 3
Coding region: 155-616 (153 amino acids)
Source: RefSeq, a predicted model, not a curated record
CGUAAAGCCAGAAAACUAGUGCUGCAAAGGGCACGCGUUCUUUUAAUUUGUUGCUAAUGUUUUUUUGGGAGUGGUUGUGUUUGUUAAUUUAAAGCGUUUAUUUACCUGCAGCUAAUCGGUUGUUUAUCGAUCAAGAUAACUUAAGAUAUAACCGAUGAAAUCCUGGGAGAUAGCCCUGGUGGCGCUUGCCGCCGUUUACUUGUGCUCGCAAGUGAACUUUGUGGCUGGAUUGGAGUGCUAUGUGUGCUCCAACCAGACGGGCAAUACGGAGAAGUGCCUGAACACCAUCAAGACCUGCGAGCCCUUCGAGAAUGUCUGUGGCACUGAAAUCCGCUGGGGCUCCCAGCCGUAUUUCUCGGAAGGAGCCCUCAAACAAUACUAUGUGUCCAAGCGAUGCAUGACCAAGGAGCAGUGCCAGUCCAAGAGGAAACGAUACAUGCAGCUGUACUGCACCCACAUCUGGUACGAGGAUUGGGCCUGCAACGAGUGCUGCCAGGGAGAUCGGUGCAACUACUUCGUGAUUAGUGGCGCUACCUCAAGACAAAGUUAUGGAGUCGGUUUGACCCUGGUAAUCACACUUUUAGGGCUGGGAUCCUGGCUGAUUCCACGCUCCUAGCCUCGAACGGCAUUAUAAGAACGCUCCGAUGUAUUAAUUCGACAAAUCACUCCGUAAGCUAAGUAGAUUACACAGUCCAUUUGUUUAGUAUACCGUCCAAGUGCCUUGAAGUUACAGAGUAGACUUAUAUCAAAUACUUUACAAACUCUACGUAUCAUUUCUUCAUUGCAAACAUUUCCUCUAACAAGUUAUAAAGUAGACUCUUAUUUCGAAUAUUUUACAAACUCUUAACGAACACUUAAAUUUUUUAACUAGAAACAUUGCCCCUACCAUAUAUAUUUUCUGUAUUUUUAUGUAUUUUUCUAUGCUGUCUAAAAUGACAUUCCCGUUUAAUAUCUCAAUUUUGUGAGGCAUUACAUCUCGAAACAUUUCCAAUACCGAAUAAUUUGUUUCUAUUCUUUCAUUCCAUUUUUUUGAGAUAAUAAACAUAUCAAAUUUGAUUAGACUGCAUUUGGCUUUAUAAAGCAAUAAAAUUUCGUGAUGCUUGCAGAAAAUUCUACUUAUUGAUUAAAGUAAAAUAUGAUAGGGAAAUACUUUUUAACACAGUACUUUAAAUGUCCUGUCAAGCUCAACAUAUCCUUCGUAAACAUGUCUAUAUAUACUGUAAGACCUGAACAAUGCCUUAUUUAUGUAUGAAACCUAAUCCAAAUUGAAUCUCCUCUCUGCAAUAAAGCAACUUUGACGUCUUUUUGGCGCUUUAA